UUGAAAUAUUUGUUGAAUAUUUACUUAUUUUUUUUAAGCAAUAUAAGAUCAACAUUGUAUGUUAUGUCUAAUCAAGUGGGAAAUGCUCCAAUUGAAUGUAAAAUGGAUCAACAAUCCGAUAAGGAACUAACAGAAGAGGAACUUGCAGAGUUCUAUAAAACCCUCUCCAGCUUCGACAUGCUGCCUUUGUUUGAACGCCAGUACGAUGCUUUCUUGCGUACGCGGAAGUACUCUUUGAAGAACAACGAGAAACUCCGCGAGCGGUGGCAUGACCGGCUGUGGGGUAAAACGGUGCGGGGCAGGACGACUUUGCCUAAGGUCACCAGCGACGAACACUUCCACAACUGCCGUAUCAAGCUACUGGCAUCGCAGUCACCGGCCAACUUCCCGACGUUGCGUCGUCACCUAGUGCCUGGGCCUGGCGUUGACAAGUACGGCCAGAGACCUAUACCUGCAGACAUGAUGCUAAGAAAAACCGAAAACAAACGCAGUCGGAGUCCAGCUGGCAUUAGCAAAAACAAAGACAAAACACGGGUAAAACAGCCAGUGGCGUAGCGAAAACUAAAAACGCUGCAAUAGCGAGUUGGAAGUGCGCCCCAAAUGUAUUUGGUACUGAGCGAAACGUUGCGGCUCGCCUCGCUUUCAUCCCGCUAGUGUGAUAACGCCUUAAUCAGAUCGGUAUGUGGCCGAAGUCACAUAUGAAGUAGUUUUCUGCCAAUGUGCGUUCCCAUGCUAUUAAAAAAAAAGAUACAUAGAUCAAGCAACAUAAGUGUACUAAGGUGUAGGUAUACCUAUACCUAGGUUUGCCUGCUUAUGAGCUAUUGGUACCAUAGAUACCUAAUAGUAGUAGAUGUAGGUACAUUUAAGGUAUUUAAAUAUCGACACGGAUGUGACAACAAUAGGUACUUAGCCACAAUCGCAAUCAGAUGUAUCAAGUUCAUUGUCAAGGCGUUAUUGUGCCUGAAAGAGAUAUUAUUGAGCACCUCGAUAACUCCGAUGUAUUUACCUAUAAAUAUCUGAUGGCCGCUGUAUAUGUUGUAUGGUCAAUGAGGUCGUGUUCUAUCCGUGAGGAUAAUAUACCCUAGCAAACACUUACGAGAAUAACUGUGGACCUUAAGUCCUUUCAGAAAAGGUCAAUCGUAAGUAAAUUAUGUGCGAUGGUAGGUACCUAGCGAUAAGUAUUGUGGUAUGUGGUAAUGACAUUCUUUCGGUCCUCCAGGCGGGCAAGUAAAGUUGCGUGAUAUGGUGUAUCGCGACCGUGCGUCUUUUUCGCACCCGUUCCGUAAGUGGGAAAGGGAUGCACCGACGCGAUAGUUUAUAUCACGCUAGUGUGCUAUGCCCUCUGGCCGUUGAUCUUCCAGUUUUAAGAUUAGGCAUAUUUGUAGUUGUAUUUUUAAUUUUAUUGUAACUAAUUUAAUAGGUAAUUUAUCAAAGUGUUGCAAUCUUGAAAUAAAAAUGCAUAUUACACAAA
Messenger RNA from Leguminivora glycinivorella, 1471 nucleotides. RefSeq lists its product as uncharacterized. The record is from RefSeq and is a predicted model, not a curated record. Bases 64 to 555 code for a protein of 163 amino acids. The transcript has 4 exons. Lineage: Eukaryota; Metazoa; Arthropoda; Insecta; Lepidoptera; Tortricidae.